AUGGCCCAGCCCAACAAGACCAGCUCUUUUCCCUUCUCCAGGCUGCGAUGGCGUCACUCUGUCACCGUGGAGGUGGCCAACGAGCCCACCUUGGAGUUCAAACCAGGAAGCCCCGAACGACAGGCUCUCCAGAAGGCUCUGAACGACUUGAAAGACAAGACUGAAGAAAUCCCAUGUGUUGUGGGGGGUGAGGAGGUGUGGACGGCAGACGUGCAGUAUCAAGUGUCGCCUUUUAAGCAUUCACACAAAGUCGCCAAAUACUGCUAUGCCGAUAAGGACUUGCUGAACAAAGCCAUCAAUGCUGCCCUAGCUGCACGGAAGGAGUGGGACCUUCGGCCCAUCCAAGACCGGGCGCAGAUUUUUUUCAAAGCAGCCGACCUAUUGAGUGGGCCCAGGAGGGCUGACGUGCUGGCCAAAACCAUGAUCGGCCAGGCAAAAACAGUCAUUCAGGCAGAGAUAGACGCAGCUGCAGAGCUGAUCGACUUCUUCCGCUUCAAUGCCAAAUACGCCGUGGAACUGGAACAAGAGCAGCCCCUCAGCGUGCCUCCCAGCACCAACAGCAUGGUGUAUCGGGGGCUGGAGGGUUUCGUCGCUGCCGUCUCUCCCUUUAAUUUCACCGCCAUCGGAGGAAACCUGGCAGGGACUCCUGCUUUGAUGGGUAACGUGGUCCUCUGGAAGCCCAGCGACACGGCCAUCCUGUCCAACUAUGCCGUCUACAAGACCCUCUUGGAAGCCGGCCUCCCUCCCAACGUCAUUCAGUUUGUCCCAGCCAGUGGGCCUGUGUUCGGUGACACGGUGACGGCCUCAGAGCACUUCUGCGGGCUCAACUUCACCGGCAGCGUCCCAACCUUCAAGCACCUCUGGAAGCAGAUCUCUGGAAACCUGGACCGGUAUCGCACUUUCCCAAGGCUGGCUGGAGAGUGUGGCGGGAAGAACUUCCAUUUUGUGCACGCCUCAGCCGACGUGCCCAGCGUAGUGAGCGGGACGCUGCGCUCCGCAUUCGAGUACGGCGGCCAGAAGUGCUCGGCCUGCUCUCGCCUUUACGCCCCCGAUUCUCUGUGGCCCCGCAUCAAAGGCCUGCUCCUGGAGGAACACGAGAAGAUCAAAGUGGGAGACCCGGUGGAAGAUUUCCAAACAUUUUUUUCUGCUGUGAUCGACCAGAAGUCUUUUGGGCGCAUCCAGAAGUGGAUCAAACACGCCGAGACAUCCCGCACCCUCGAGAUUCUUGCAGGGGGGAAAUGCGAUGACACAGUUGGCUAUUUUAUCCAGCCCUGCAUAAUUGAAACCAAGAACCCGAAAGACCCCAUCAUGCAGGAGGAAAUCUUCGGCCCCGUCUUGACGGUCUAUGUGUACCCGGAGAAGCAAUACCGAGACGUCCUCCGGCUAAUCGACAGCACUUCUCCAUACAGCCUCACGGGGGCAGUCUUUGCCCAAGAUAAAGCCGUCGUUGCUGAAGCGAGGGAAAUCCUCCGCAACUCAGCCGGCAAUUUCUACAUCAACGACAAGUCGACCGGCUCUGUUGUGGCCCAGCAGCCGUUUGGGGGCUCUCGCGCCUCAGGAACCAACGACAAACCCGGGAGCCCUCACUACAUCCUGCGCUGGACGUCUCCUCUGGCUAUCAAGGAGACCCACAAACCCUUAGGGGACUGGAAGUACCCCUACAUGCAGUGAAGCCCCUCCCCAGUGCCCUUCCCCCACCCCCGCUAAUAGCCACUCAGGAGACCUUGUUUCCAUUUGGGGAGUCAACUAAUGGUGACAAAACCAACUUCUUCAAACAGCCGUCCCAGAGUUUUGCACCAGCUCCAUUGUUACUGAGGGAACUCAGAUGACUUUCUGAAUCAAGCCAAGCGAAAGUACUACGUUGUGGUGGAUUGGAGUUUCCAAAUGCCUGACCCUCUUUUGUACCCCCUAAAUUGUGCCCCCACUUUGGGGAUAGAGCAAAAUUUGGUUUGUCUGCUCGCCACGGCCCAGGACAGGCCCCUGCAAACAUCAGAAGUGCUAGCAGACGGAAGAAGUUGGGUCUGCCUCAAAGAACUGCCAAGAGCUGGAAAGAAUUUGAAGAGAAUCUGAUCAACAGUAGCAAAGAAAGAGCCAAAGUGAAGCCCUGUGGAAUUCUGGGUAGGAUUGUCUCUAAAAUAUGACUUGUUCCCUGUUGGUCAGUGAAGGGUGUUUCUCUUUGGCUCUGGGAAGGACAGCUCCUUCCUUAAGCAGAAAAAGGAUGGAUGUUGCAGACACAGCUGGAUGUUGUUUUGAUGACUGAGGUGGUCCAGGGAUAUUUCAUUGGCCUGCGUUUUGGCUCCAGCACUUACAGCCUGGAAAAAGAACACACUGAACAUUGAAUAUUGACUUUAAAGAUCUGACAGUUUGAAUGGCUGCUGCUCGCUCCUUAAGGGUGUUUAAAUGUAUGUUGUGUAAACCGCAACCUGUUUAAAAUGCAGUGGGGAAACUGACUGCGUGUCCUGUGUGUGUUUGUGUGUGUGAGUGGCUAAGCCCCUAGUCCUGUUUGCAAUCAUGGAGAUGAAGUCGAAGUCACCGAAUCUGCUGAUUCCACAGAGAGAUCUUGGCUCGAAGGCAUCGGUCUUCUUUCUUUCUUUUUUUUGCUUUUUAAAGCUGGGAGCUUUCCUGUUGUGGAAAUGCUCUGAUGUGUGUUACCGUUACAUCAGUGCCUUUUGUUCAUGCAGCAGUUCUCUUGCUUUUAUGACAGCUGGGUUUGUACCAGGGAGGUCCGGUCCAAAAGCUGCAGGAAGCCAAACGUCUGAGAAGAAUGAUCUUUAAAACCUUUUAUUGCACAGACAGGGCCUUUGCGGGGAUGACAAAGUGCCCCUUUAUGUUCAUGGUCAGUGUGAUCCUAGCCUGUGACUGUUUUAGGCGGAACAUUUACUGCAUAGGACGGGGAACUCCACACCUUUGAUCAGCUCCCAGGCUGGGACUGACUGCACAGAUGGAAAACUGGGUCGCUUUGGACUUUUUACACAGCCGGACAAAUAGCUGCCAGUGUUUCUACCAGUCCCCUCCCUGAGAGAAUGUCUGGUUGGGUGGAUGCAGAAAGGGACUGUUUGUGAUGGGCUGUUUGUACUCCUUGGCUAAUGACUGCUAAUAAAGGAUUUUGAAAAUAGCACUCAGAA
This is a messenger RNA of Heteronotia binoei (common prickly gecko), 3125 nucleotides long. RefSeq names its product aldehyde dehydrogenase 4 family member A1 (gene ALDH4A1). Gene Ontology annotation, molecular function: L-glutamate gamma-semialdehyde dehydrogenase (NAD+) activity. The record is from RefSeq and is a predicted model, not a curated record. NCBI's taxonomy places the organism in Eukaryota, Metazoa, Chordata, Lepidosauria, Squamata, Gekkonidae. The transcript has 15 exons. Bases 1 to 1671 code for a protein of 556 amino acids.